GUGAGCUGCCAAGUGGGAGUUGCGAGCUCCACAAACCGAUUUAACAAAACCACAGAGGACACACGUCAACAAUAAAUAGUCUGUCACAUAGUCCAUGAGUUACCUUCACUGCGUAGCAUGGAUUCUGCCUUCCAGUGAAACUUUCCAGAGAGCCGAAUACAACAAGCCUACAUUUGCGUCCAGCUCACUGGAGUCUGGUGACCAUCCUGCCCCGCUCACACCUCUCAGAUGGUGUUAAAGCACUCCGUACCAGUGACAGUGGUUCAAAGCAGGAAGUGCUCUGUGCAAUCAUCUGGUGGCCCUUUACCAGACAGUGCACUACUCUCAACUACACAUUCCUGCUGCACCACCAGUUCACAGCUGCACAGACACAGAACAGAACAGAGUUGGCUCAAGCCAAGAACACUUCCAUGGCCAAGCUGCAGCCCCCCCAGGCGCUCCAGAGCCAGCCAGCAGCCCCAGAUGGUGGGUGGGGCUGGGUGGUGGUGGGGGCCCUGUUUGUGACCUCUGCCCUGGUGUUUGGGAUAAUCCGGAGCAUGGGGGUCUUCUUUGUGGAGUUUGUGCAGUACUUUGGGGAGAGCGCCCAGGCUGUGUCCUGGAUCACAUCCAUAGGGUUGGCCAUGCAGCAGUGUGUCAGUCCAUUUGGCACAGCGUUGUGUAAUGGAUACGGUGCCAGACCUGUUGUGAUGGCAGGAGGUUGUCUCUCUGCACUCGGCUUCAUCCUGGCCUCACAGGCCACCUGCGUCACACACCUCUACCUCACCUUGGGCAUCAUCUCAGGUUCGGGCUGGGCAUUAGUCUUCACUCCUAUGGUGGCGUCAGUGAUGCAGUACUUCACCCGGAAGCGCUCCCUGGCCAUGGCGCUGGGCUUUACGGGCGUGGGCCUCUCGUCCUUCGCCUUCUCACCCCUCUUCCAGCUCUUGAUGGAGAUGUACACCUGGCGGGGGGCCCUUCUCAUCCUGGGGGGCCUCAGCCUCAACAUGGUGGCCUGCGGGGCCCUCAUCAGGCCCCUGGGGACUUACAAGGCUGUAGCUGCGCUGGCCCCAGGUGAGAGUGCCUGGUCCUGCGCCUCCCUCUUCCACCGGGCCUACUCCUACCUGGAGCUUUCCCUCCUCUUCCAGCGGCCCUUCCUCACUUACAGCCUGGCCAUCACCUUCUUCAACUGUGGCUACUUUGUGCCUUACGUCCACCUGGUGGCCCACAGCCGCCACGAGGGCUUCUCCCAGUAUCAGGCUGCCUUCGUCAUCUCAGCCACGGGUGUGACGGACAUCGUGGGCCGUGUGGUGUCCGGCUGGGCCUCGGACCUGGGCCGUCUCCGUCUGCCCCACAUGCUGGUCCUCUGGACGGGCCUGUUGGGCCUCUCCCUCCUCAUGCUGCCCCUGGGCUCCCUGGGGGGGUCCUACCCGGGCCUGCUCAUCAUCAGCCUAGCCUAUGGGUUCUGUGCCGGCGCCAUGACUCCCCUGGUGUUCUCGGUGGUGCCGGAGAUCGUGGGCAUGGAGCGGAUGCUGGGCGCCCUGGGGCUGCUACAGAUGAUCGAGAGCAUCGGGGGGCUGCUGGGGUCACCGCUUUCAGGUUUGUUGAAGGACCUGACAGGCAGUUACACGGCCUCCUUCCUGGUCGCUGGUGGUUUCCUCCUGCUGGGUACCAUGGUAAUGACCACUUUGCCUCACUUCUUCUCCUGCACCGACCAGCGCCCUCUCCAGAGACACGCCCGCAACUACAACAACAACAAGCAGCAGAACCAGCAGAGCCCUGAGUCUGGCCUCAUGACCAACUCCCUAUCAGAGAAACUCAACCACAUAGAUACCAUACCGUACUCUCAACCGCAAGUGGACCGCGACAGCCUCCAGCCGGAACCAGAGGUGUACAUGCCUUUAAACUGAAGCAGAACCGAUGAUGCCACUACUAUAUGCUGAUUGGUUGCGCGGCGUUAGCAGCCAUACCUUACUUAGCCAAUAGGGCGGCUGAAUGCCUAGUUUCUCAGUGGAGUUUCCCCAUUGGUCUGGGGAGUACAUGGUUAAGGUGCACGAGUGCUACAGGUUUAUAUUCCGAAGUCAUGUACAUAUGUGGAGCAGGAAGACACAGAUAGCAAGGCAAAAAUACACAUGGGCAGUGUGGGAUGUCUACCGUACACAUCCAACCAGUAUAUCGUGUUACAUAUGACUUGGCAGUGUUAUGACCAUGGCAUUUCACACGCAUAGCUUCUAACCAGAGGAGCCUGGUGGGAGGAUCUAUAGGAGGACGGGCUCAUUGUUAUGGCUGGAAUGGAAUCAAUGGAACGCUAUCAAACACAGCAACCAUAUGGAAACUCCGUUCCAUUGAUUCCAUUCCAGUCAUUACAAUGAGCCCUUCCUCUGAUAGCUCCUCCACUACUCCAUAUGUCACCAUGACUUUCAGAAUUUGCUCAUGUGAAGUCUUAUUUCGUUUUCUAGCUGUAGAGAAAAGGUCAACAUGGUGGGUGGCAUUCAGUAUAAGAAGUCCUCAGGCAACUCAGCUAGCUAUACAUCACAGACCAUAUCAUGUGACAGACUAGUUCAUGGCAUAUGUCCAACAUUUUUUACCCUUCUCUCUCUCCGUCCAAACAGAGCCUUGGGGUAGCCCACAGUAGGCUACCAUAUCACUGCAGGAUCAAUGUAGGUGUACUCACAAGAUCAACCACAUCUGGAUGGCAGAAUGUUUAUUUUGUAAGGAACUUCUAAAGGCUAAACAAGGAACCGUUCACACCAGGGCCACCAUUAGCAUUCAAUAUCUUCAAUGAGAAAGGCUUCUGAUUUGUUAUUUUAAACACAUCAGUCGGUCUCUAUCUGUACCCAUACUAAAUAGGUAGAGGGGAAUCUGGUUUGAGUUCUUUCCCCCACCCAACUCUCUGACUUGUCUAGUCUAGUAGGCUAUGCGUGAGUAAGAUUUAAGUAGCACUAAUCCGUUUUCUUUUAAUCAUUCUCUGGAAUGAUAUAUUCACAUGAGUCAUUUGGUGUUCUAUGUCAAAAAAUGGAUGAUUGUUUUAUGUGUACUUCUCUGACCCCUUCUCUGAUUCAACUAACUCGAGGCCACAGUCCCAUAGUCAGGCUGCUAUGAGGAUAUGACGAGUUUAAUUCUAAAACGCUGUAUAUACAUUUUCAGAAAUGUUUGUAAAUGAGCUUUUGUAGUUUAAAGAACUUAUUAAAGAGAUUGGUGUGUUUUUUCACUAUCUAAUCAUGGCACGGGGUUGUUCAAUGACAGACAUGUCAUUGUUUGGAUUCGAUCACUUGGUGGUUUCAUUUCGGAGAGAUAAAUAUUCAUGUUUUGUUGCAAAACGCUAUAUAUCCGCCUCAUUCUCGGAGGAAUAACUAGUACUGCUAGGUUUAACACAGUCAAAUGUAAUAAAUAUAAAUAAAAUUCAUAAAGAACUGCACAAAUGACAUUUGUUACAUCAAUAUAAAAAAUGAAACAAAGUAAUAUGAGAUCUGUAGGCUGUAAAAUAAUUACAUUUGAGUCAUUUAGCAGACACUCUUAUCCAGAGCGACUUACAGUUUGUGCAUUCAUCUUAAGAUGGUUAGGUGAGACAAACAUAUCAGUCAAAUGUACAAAAUUCGAGCUAAACAAUGGGAAUAUAGAGUUUUGCUUAUAAAUAAAUAAUUAAACACCUAAAAUCUAUGAAUUAAAAGUCGGAAAACACAUUUUACACCCAUGAAGAUACCCGUAAGAAAUAAUUUCUGAUGAAAAAACGUGGGAAAAUGGGUGAAUAUAGCGUUUUUGGAACAAAACUCUUCAUAUAGACAGUCUCUUCCUCAUGUACGAUAAUGUUAUACAAUCAUAUCAUAUUUUGGACUAAACACCAAAGGAACUCCAAAAGAUUGAGCUUAGUGUAGAUGGAAGAACAGCCUCUAUUCGUAGGUCAUGGACUCUACAAGGUGUCGAAAGCGUUCCACAGGGAUGCUGGCCCAUGUUGACUCCAAUGCUUCAGUUGUGUACAGUUGUCAAGUUGGCUGGAUGUCCUUUGGGUGGUGGACAAGGGAUCAUAGCUUUCACUCUACAUCUUGAAAAGAGCACGAGGUGUUUUCCCAAAGCAAGUAUAGAAUAGGCUACCUACUGACAUGUAGUCACUCACUGGCAGUGUGCUCUCCUAGUUUCCAGAACUUUCUCAGUUCAGUCAAUCAAUGCAAUUUUCUGUUUACUGAAUAUCAAGUGCUGUUGAAAUUGUAUGUAGUUGCUCUCAUGUGAAUUUCUCUUGUUCAUAAUUUAUUUCUGUUUGUUUUUUUUUCAUUAUUUUUUGCAAG
This is a messenger RNA of Oncorhynchus tshawytscha (Chinook salmon), 4256 nucleotides long. It is a transcript of the gene slc16a13, whose product is annotated as solute carrier family 16 member 13. NCBI's taxonomy places the organism in Eukaryota, Metazoa, Chordata, Actinopteri, Salmoniformes, Salmonidae. Gene Ontology annotation, biological process: monocarboxylic acid transport; transmembrane transport. The transcript is spliced from 9 exons. The coding region runs from base 411 to 1883 and encodes 490 amino acids. The record is from RefSeq and is a predicted model, not a curated record. Gene Ontology annotation, molecular function: monocarboxylic acid transmembrane transporter activity.